Messenger RNA from Aaosphaeria arxii CBS 175.79, 2025 nucleotides. Its product is annotated as putative MFS sugar transporter. The transcript has 9 exons. Gene Ontology annotation, cellular component: membrane. Lineage: Eukaryota; Fungi; Ascomycota; Dothideomycetes; Pleosporales. Gene Ontology annotation, molecular function: carbohydrate:proton symporter activity. Gene Ontology annotation, biological process: carbohydrate transport; transmembrane transport. The record is from RefSeq and is a predicted model, not a curated record. The coding region runs from base 283 to 1818 and encodes 511 amino acids.
CCAAGUUUGUAUACGAGGGCCAGUGGCCGACUUCUACACACGCUACCGCUAUUCUAUGGGGAAUUCAUUCACGUUGUGGGCCAACACGGGUUGCCCGACUUUCAACAAUGUCAUUCUGGGGGAGCUCCAGAAUACGGGGGCGGGGGAUACGACCAUAACUACAAUGAACGAGAGAAGGAUAAAAAAUGUAUAAAGUAAACGCAAUGCGCGUGCUUCCGUAGCUUGAUGCAAACAUCAGUUUUCGGUGCGGAUCAGUGGUUGAGUACAUUGUAGUCUGCAAAAAUGAAGUUCAACUGGUUUGGUAGAGGGCUUUCCCUCCGGAUCGCCAUCACGGUGGCCUGUGAGAUGGCCUUCAUAUUGUUUGGUUAUGAUCAAGGUGUCUUCUCUGGUAUCAUUGGCAAUGAAGAUUUCCUCAAACAUAUGAACUAUCCGGGAGAUGGUCUUAUGGGAAUCAUCGUCUCCAUCUACAAUCUUGGUUGCUUUUCUGGCUGCAUCAUCAAUUUCUUCAUUGGAGGCUACCUUGGCCGCCGUCGAGCCAUGUGGCUUGCUAUGGCCUGGAUCAUUAUUGGUGCCGUGCUUCAAACGACCGCUUACUCCCCUGCCCAUAUGAUGGUGGCUCGAUUCCUUACCGGCAUCGGCACGGGUAUUGAGACUUCAACCGUCCCCAUGUACCAAGCCGAGUUGUCUCGUCCUCACCAGCGUGGUCGUCUCGUGUGUUCCGAGGCCAUGUUUGUUGGCGUUGGUAUCGUCAUCGCGUACUUCUUCGAUUACGGUAUGGCAUACGCAGGUGGCCCAAUUGCCUGGAGGUUGCCAGUUGCAUGCCAGAUCGUCUUCGCGUUGGUUGUCGUUGUGCUCGUCUUCGGGCUCCCAGAAUCCCCACGUCAUUUAUACAACCUUGACCGCGGCGAGGAAGCCCUCCAGGUCCUGUGCGAUGUCUACGACAAAACCCCUGACGACGACGAAGUUCGACAGGAAUCGCAGGACAUUGUGGACGCGAUCGCUCUCGAGCAGAACGUCGAUAAGGGCUGGCUAUCCAUCUUCAAGAACGACGAGUUGCAGACUGGAAAGCGAGUUCUCCUUGCCUACGGCAUGAUGUUCAUGCAGCAAGUUAGCGGAAUCAACUUCAUCGUGUACUAUGUCCCUACGGCGUUGGAGCAUAACGUAGGACUCGACCGAAACUUGUCUAUGGUACUUGGUGGCUGCAUCCAAUGCAUGUUCUUCCUCGGCUCACUCAUUCCUUCAUUUGGCUCCGACCGACUCGGACGCCGCAUGCCCAUGAUUGUUGGAUCAGCCAUUCUCGGAUUCUUGAUGAUGAUCAUCUCCAUACUCCUAAGCUUCCAAGGUUCUUCUAUCGCGAAGCCCACGGCCUCUGCGUCCGUAGCAAUAUUCUUCAUUUGGAUGUUCGUCUUCGGCGCAACGGGAAACUGUAUCCCCUGGGUCUACGUCCCCGAAAUUCUCCCCCUCCGUGCCAGAGCAAAGGGAACCGCCCUCGGAAUCUCAUCCAACUGGCUUUGGAACUUCGUCGUUGUGAUGAUCACCCCAACAACCAUCAACAGCCUCCACUGGAAGACCUACCUCAUUUGGAUGUGCACAAACUUCUCCUUUGUGCCCCUCCUCUACUUCUUCUACCCCGAGACUAAGAACUUGACAUUGGAGGAGAUCGAUCUCUUGUACAGGACGCCAGGAAGGUCCGCGAGACACAUUGCUGAUGAGCUGAGGAGGGACAAGCUCAGGGACGGGGAGAAGGGUUUCGCUGAGAGGAAGGCAGAUCACAAGAGUGUAGAGGCGGUUGAGGAAGUUAUGGAGGUGGGCAAAUAGAGAAGAGACGAGGGGCUUGAUACUGGAUUGCAAGUAAUUUCAUCUUGCUUUCCAGUGUUGGGCCUAGUUGAUGGCAUUAGAUGAGAUUUGAGCAUCCGGUCACCAACCACAUUAGAUGGUGAACCUGCUUAUAGAAGUAGAUUAAAUGUCAGGGCAACCUGUAUCACAUUAAGAAGUGUCUGGAUAUUUUUGAAAGUAAUGUGAAGC